GGCCGCCCCGCACGCAUGCUCGCUGCGGGCCCCGACAUGGCGGCGCCCAGCGCGGCGCUGCGGCAGCGGCGGGCGGCAGCGGGCGGCGGCGCCCCUGGAGCCCCGGAGUGGGUUGUGGCGGGGCCGGCGGGCAGCGGGGUCGGGCCGCAGCCUCCGCCGCUGCUGCCGGGCACUUUCUGGCUGACCCGCAUCGUGCUGCUGCGAUCCAUAGCGCUGCUUUACUUUGUGGCCUUUCUUGUGGCGUAUCAUCAAAACAAGCAGCUAAUAGGAGAGAAGGGGCUUCUCCCGUGUAAACUGUACCUGCAGAAUGUCAAGAAGUAUUUCAAAGGGAAGAUAAACCUGGAUGCUCUGAGCUACGCACCAACAAUCAUCUGGUUUCUGGACUGGUCAGACAUGGACAGCAUCUUGGACUGCACCUCUCUGCUCGGCCUGGCAACGUCAGCCUUCGUGGUGAUCACUGGAUGUGCAAACAUGGUCCUCAUGGCUGUCCUGUGGGUUCUCUACCUCUCCUUGGUCAACGUUGGACAGAUCUGGUAUUCCUUUGGCUGGGAGUCGCAGCUCCUGGAGACGGGGUUCCUGGGGAUGUUCCUGUGCCCGCUCUGGACCCUGUCCCGCCUGCCCCCGCACACUCCUCCUCCCACCAUCGUCAUCUGGGCCUUCCGCUGGCUCAUUUUCCGCAUCAUGCUUGGAGCGGGUCUGAUCAAAAUUCGAGGAGAUCGCUGCUGGAGAGAGUUAACGUGCAUGGAUUAUCACUAUGAGACGCAGCCGGUGCCCAACCCCAUCGCCUACUUCAUGCAUCGCUCGCCGUGGUGGUUCCACCGGUUUGAGACCCUGGUCAAUCACUUCAUCGAGCUGCUGGUGCCGUUCUUCCUCCUCCUGGGACGGCGAAUGAGCAUCGUCCACGGCCUCCUGCAGAUCCUCUUCCAGGUGCUUCUGAUCAUAAGUGGCAACUUGAGUUUCCUGAACUGGCUGACCAUGGUGCCCAGCAUCGCCUGCUUCGACGACGCCAGCCUGGGGUUCCUCUUCAGCUCGCGGCGAGGGGCGGUGAAGGAGCGGGUGGUGCAGAUGCAGCUGCAGGAGGCAGCCGGGGAGCAGCUGCCCCCGCGGUACGGCUGCUACGUCCGCAAAGUGGUGAACAUCUCCUUGGGCCUCCUGAUUGCCUAUCUCAGCAUCCCUGUUGUCAUAAACCUGCUCAGUUCCAGACAAGUCAUGAACACGUCAUUCAACCCUCUCAGAAUAGUGAACACCUACGGAGCUUUCGGGAGCAUUACCAAGGAGAGGACAGAAGUCGUCCUUCAGGGGACAUCCAGCCUGGAUCCCAAUGACCCUGCUGCUGUCUGGGAGGAGUAUGACUUCAAAUGCAAACCUGGGGAUCUGAAGAGGAGGCCGUGCUUCAUCACCCCCUACCACUACCGCCUGGACUGGCUGAUGUGGUUCGCUGCCUUCCAGACCUAUGAGCAGAACGAAUGGAUCAUCCACUUGGCUGGGAAGCUGCUGGCACAGGAAGAGGAGACCUUGUCCCUGAUGGCCACCAACCCGUUCGCGGGCAGAGAACCCCCACGGUGGAUCCGAGGGGAACACUUCAAGUACAAGUUCAGCCAACCUGGGGGAAAGCACGCCAGUGAGGGGAGGUGGUGGAUUCGGAAGAGGAUCGGGCCUUACUUCCCUCCCGUCAACCUCCAGGGCCUGAAGAAGUUUUUUGAAGACAGGAGUUGGCCGUACCCUGCGCGGGACUGAUGGAGGGGAUGAGCGAGGUCAAGAGGGACCAGCUGGGAAAGAAGGGGAGCUGUCACCCCCCUUACAAAUGACAUGUCCUGCCUCUUUCUGUAUUUUUUAUCUGUAUCUUUGUUUUUUCACACAUUUUUUUCCCAUAUCACAUAUUAUACAGAAGGUUCCUAGUCAACCUA
Messenger RNA from Columba livia (rock pigeon), 1907 nucleotides. It is a transcript of the gene LMF1, whose product is annotated as lipase maturation factor 1. Lineage: Eukaryota; Metazoa; Chordata; Aves; Columbiformes; Columbidae. Bases 16 to 1737 code for a protein of 573 amino acids. Gene Ontology annotation, biological process: protein maturation. Gene Ontology annotation, cellular component: endoplasmic reticulum membrane. The record is from RefSeq and is a predicted model, not a curated record. The transcript has 11 exons.